Schizosaccharomyces cryophilus OY26 is the source of this 858-nucleotide messenger RNA. RefSeq names its product ribosomal protein subunit S28. Lineage: Eukaryota; Fungi; Ascomycota; Schizosaccharomycetes; Schizosaccharomycetales; Schizosaccharomycetaceae. The coding region runs from base 1 to 858 and encodes 285 amino acids. The transcript is spliced from 2 exons. Gene Ontology annotation, cellular component: ribosome. Gene Ontology annotation, biological process: translation. The record is from RefSeq and is a predicted model, not a curated record. Gene Ontology annotation, molecular function: structural constituent of ribosome.
AUGAGGUUAUCAAUUCGACAUAUUUACCGACCUGGCUUCUUAUGCGGUCAAAGUCAAGGGCUUUUUGGAUCUUCCUUCCUAACCAAUUUCCAUACUAGUUCUGCUAGUCGUCGAAGGAAGCUGAACAUAGAGCGUCAAGACAGACUUCAGAAAGAACGCCAAAUGAACUUGGGAGAUUUUGUAAUGGGUAAUCCGACCGAAUGGACUAAUCAAUUGAUUCGCUCAAAGCAAUUUUUUCAAAAUCAACUACAAAAGAAAACUACACCUCUCGUUCCCCUUAAAUUUCCUAUUUCCAUGACUGAAGUCGACAACAUUUUGCAAAAAUUUGAUGAGCUUAACGUGUCUACGUUAAAUGAAGCACGUGAAUUUCUGAAGGUGGAUGAUUUUGCGGCUCCAGGAUCUACUGACAACGUAUUUGAGUCUCUACGAGACUUGGAUGAAGCACCGGGUGCUGCUGAAUAUUUUCAACGUUUAGCACAAGAACUUAGUAAUAUGUCUCAGAUCAAUGAUUCUAGAAAAGAGAGCAUUCGAAGAAUCUUUAGCCUUUCAAACUCCAAUGCUAAAUUAGCUGAAGCAAAUAAUAAGCGCACUGCCAUUGAAUCCUUCGCAAGAACAGAUAAUGACACAGGAAGUCCUGAAGUUCAAGCAGCAGCCUUUACAACUAAAAUUUUAGCUCUAAAAGACCACUCCAGUCGAAACCAAAAGGACCAGACGGCUAAGCGGAAACUUCGAUUCUAUGCCCAUCAAAGACAAAGAAUACUUAAGUACCUACGAUUGAAAAACUUUGAACGUUACCUGACAUGCAUUGACAACCUUGGUCUUACGGAUGAUGCUGUUUUAAGGGAAAUUGUUAUGUAA